This is a messenger RNA of Venustampulla echinocandica, 2181 nucleotides long. RefSeq names its product p-loop containing nucleoside triphosphate hydrolase protein. Gene Ontology annotation, cellular component: 90S preribosome. The coding region runs from base 1 to 2181 and encodes 726 amino acids. NCBI's taxonomy places the organism in Eukaryota, Fungi, Ascomycota, Leotiomycetes, Helotiales, Pleuroascaceae. Gene Ontology annotation, biological process: maturation of SSU-rRNA. The record is from RefSeq and is a predicted model, not a curated record. Gene Ontology annotation, molecular function: nucleic acid binding; RNA helicase activity; ATP binding. The transcript has a single exon.
AUGGAUAUCUUCAAGAUCCUCUCGAGGUCUACUAAGCAACCGAAUAAGGCGUCUGCCGGAAAAGCCGGUUCAUCGGUCAAACUACCAUCCGCCGGUACUUCCAACAAUCCUCAGCUCUUCCACGAUGAGGCAACUGCAGCACGAGGAAAGAAGAGAAAGCGGGGCGGCGAGAAGACAGCAGGGAACCUUCAAAAUGGAGAAAACGAAGCUGAGGAGGAGGCCCCCAAUUUUUUUGCGCCGAAGUCUACGGCCGUGAAUACCAGGAGGAGGGAGUCUUCUGUGGACGAAAAGGAACACAACUCGAAUGCACCACAAGUUGCGUCACAGCUACCACCGACAUUGCUAGAUGAAGGAGAGUGUCGGCAAAUACUGCGAUCGCACCGAGUGAAAGUCACAGUUUUACCACCGGGGGAGAAGAAAAUAAAGAAGUCGAAGAAAGCAAAAACUAGCAAAACUACCUCGAGCGCAAAAGAAGAAUACAAGCAGUUAUAUCCGCAGCCAUUGACAACCUUUGAUGACCUCAGGAGCACAUAUGGAAUCUCAGGUCGAAUGGCAGAAAACCUGGCCCAGCAAGGAUACAAAAUCCCCACAGAGGUUCAGAUGGGAAGCUUACCACUACUUUUACAACCCGAAACGGCGCUCGGCGAUGCUGCAAUGGAAUUAGGAUUGUCAGAAAGUCGAAGAAAUAUCAAUUUAUUGUCUGUGGCUCCGACCGGAAGUGGGAAGACUUUAGCCUUCCUAAUACCCGUUGUGAACGGUAUCAUACAAAGACGAAGGCAGCACCAGGACAAGAGCGAACACAGCUUAGAUGCCAUCAUUGUUGCUCCGACGAAGGAGCUUGCAAGCCAAAUUGUGAACGAGGCCAAAAAGCUUAGCAUGGGAACCGGAGUUAAGGUGGUUGGGAUGAAAAAGGGCAUGAAUAUCGUUGAUGGCGGCGAUUCUGCUGAAAAUGCAGAAAGCUCAAACGACAGUGAAGAGGAGGAAGCCGAAGAGGGCCUUGAAAAGUCCAAGAAACGCUCCUCUCAACCUAUCGCGAAAGCUGAUAUUCUAGUAACCACCCCGGGGCUGUUGCUCAGCGCUGUUUCGGGGGCUUCAAAGGGGGGGCGUAGCCCAUUGCCCACCGUUCGUACAUUAGUACUAGAUGAAGCAGAUGUCCUCCUCGAUCCGCUGUUCAGAGAUCAAAUGCUCGGAAUAUGGGAUUCGUGUUCAAAUCCGGAGCUCUGCGUAACAUUGUGGUCAGCUACUAUGGGGUCGAAUAUAGAAACGCUGGCAGCAUCCACAAUACGCUCUAGGCGGACACAGCUUGGCCUGAAGGACGACACUCGCAUCAUCCGUCUCGUGGUAGGACUCAAGGAUUCAGCAAUCCCCAAUAUCACCCAUCGUCUUACCUACGCAGCCACGGAGCCGGGCAAGCUCCUUGCCCUCCGCCAAUUGCUCCACCCAAGCGCAAAAACGACAGACGCCACCCAAUCUCUUCGUCCACCCUUUCUCGUCUUUACUCAAACAAUCCCAAGAGCUGUGGCACUUCACUCGGAACUCCUAUAUGAUAUCCCCAUCGAGGCAGGUGGCUCCUCCCGCAUCGCAGUCCUACAUUCCGAUCUUUCCGAUUCAAUACGCGACCACAUCAUGACACGGUUUCGCAACGGCGAGAUCUGGAUUCUAAUCACGACGGACAUCCUCAGCCGAGGUGUAGAUUUCCGUGGAAUCAAUGGCGUUGUGAAUUAUGAUGUGCCCAAUUCCGGCGCGGCAUAUAUUCAUCGCGUUGGUCGAACUGGAAGAGCCGGUCGUGAUGGCGGUGUUGCCGUCACAUUCUACACUAAGGAAGACAUUCCAUAUGUGAAGAACAUUGCCAAUAUCAUCGCCGCAAGUGAGAAGCAAGCGGGGAAGCCACCAAGUGAGGCAAGCAUGCAGAAGUGGCUGCUUGAUGCGUUACCAACGCCAACCAAGGAAGAGAAGAAGAAUCUUAAGAAGUAUGGCGUUGAGGCAAGGCGGGAAGGAUUAGGAAGAGACGGCAAGGACAGAGGAAAGAAGGCAAUGUUGAUUAGUAGUAAAAGUGGCUAUGAGCGUAGGCUGGAACAUAACCGUAAGGGCGCUAUUCAAGGCAGCAGAAAUAGGAUGCAGCAGUCCCAGGUUGAAGCUGAUCCGGGAGAGGAGAGCGAAUGGGCCGGAAUUGACGAUUGA